AUGGUCAACGAUACAGCGUUCGAGACCACCCAAGAAAACAUGGGCGCUAUCGAUAUUGGCACACUUACGUACUAUGCUUCCACUCUGAUCACCAUCGAAUCAGCCGCAGCACUCAUCAUAAAUCUGUAUAUACUGAAUGUGAGUAAAGAUCCCGUUUUACAAGGUGGCAGUAAAAGAAAGAAUCGAUCAUCGAAUCGACGUUUGUUCGUGACACUGAUUCUGCUCGCUGGAUCUGCUGUGUUCGGUGUGGUUAUUUAUGCACUGAAUUUGCCUAUUCAUUCAGCACGCAUCACUUUAAAGCUGGUUGCCCACACUUUUGGGGCACAUAGUUUUCUGCAGCCAAUGUUUCAUUCGAUUGAGCGGUUAUCCACUGAUGAUUCUUCUUAUUUUCUGUCAAGUUAUCAAUGCAGAAAUGGAAAGGAUGAAGAAAUGCCAAAGGAAUUCGUAAGGUACCUGAACGACACAAUUGAACAAAAGUCAAAACGUAUCAAACGAAAUGAAGGUGUCAAGUGUUCAUUCGCAAGUAGGAGUUUCUCCACACACAGACCGAAAUCGGUCUGCAAUACGACUGAAUCUGAGACAACGAAAGAAUUUGAAGAGUCGAGAAAGCCGCUGAUAUCACGACCUCAGAUGGGAAGGUAA
Molecule: messenger RNA, 642 nt
Organism: Anisakis simplex (herring worm)
Lineage: Eukaryota; Metazoa; Nematoda; Chromadorea; Rhabditida; Anisakidae
Source: the annotation of a GenBank genome assembly